Messenger RNA from Fusarium odoratissimum NRRL 54006, 7776 nucleotides. RefSeq lists its product as uncharacterized. Bases 5094 to 6326 code for a protein of 410 amino acids. Gene Ontology annotation, cellular component: RNA polymerase II transcription regulator complex. The transcript is spliced from 3 exons. NCBI's taxonomy places the organism in Eukaryota, Fungi, Ascomycota, Sordariomycetes, Hypocreales, Nectriaceae. The record is from RefSeq and is a predicted model, not a curated record. Gene Ontology annotation, molecular function: DNA-binding transcription activator activity, RNA polymerase II-specific; transcription cis-regulatory region binding.
GGUCCCUUUACCAUGUCUGACUCUCUUGCUACAAUAUCAAUAUUUGGCUUGUGUUACUGAGACUAACCUUAACUCAUAAUGUAGAAAUAUGGUUGAAACUCUAAACCUUCGCAGUGUUAAAUACACCCAUUGAACAACAUCACGAAUUGCCAACGCGGAGGUCUGCAUUCAACACUCAGACUUUCGGUAUUUACCACGCGCCUAACCAGUCAUAAACUACUACUAUGGUAACCGAGAAUCACGUUGUUACAUGUAUCACGAGGCCAAGGCACAGAACAUCGACAGUCAAUGGAUCAACGAAGACAACAUGCCAUUAUAAAUCAUAAGCAUAAGCAAGUCUGCUAACAAAAGAUACCUGCAAAGGCAAAAUGAAGUCAAUAGAAUACUCAAGACUGUACUUCGCUCAAGACUGAUGCCAAUGUUGCUGCUCAGGCAUGAGUUUCACAAAACUCUACACCCAUGACGGGAUACUUCACAAUGCCAUCAGCACACCAUUGAAUUUGUCGAAAGCAUAUCCCAUGAUAGACCAAUGCCUAUGCCGGCUCCAAUAUGCCCAUAAUAUGAUCUACCGGCUCUCAUCCGUUACCCAUGGCAUGCAAGUAAUACCCAAAUCGGCUAUCAUGCCACCGAGAUCUGGUGCCUGUCACGAGAGCUUCCCAACAGUCUCAUGUUGAAGUCUUCGCUUAUGAAAGUUAAUAUUUUGUCACGAGAUUUUGACAGGCUCAAGGAGAGAGAUGCCGAAAGAAAGCGUGGAGAAGCGUAAGAUGAUAGUCGAAAGGUUUCACUCAACAAAAGCCCAUCCCCGAAUACGUCCUCCUCGAUCUCGUGCCCGUAUACUUCCCUAACAGGACUUAUCCUUACUCCUCUUCCUGGGGAUUCUACCACUUGCUCCGCCCUGUCUCAGCUGCUCACACAUGUGUGAUCGACGUGAAAUCGAGACCAAAUCGACUCACAUCACUUUCACGUUUCAUGGGGUGAUGUUCCUGUUCGGAUCUCACAGUGGCUGCAACCCGAGCCGCGCUAGAAAAUUUCCAGAAGCAACACCCCAUGUCUCGAAGAGAACAGCCCGCCUGGGCACCAUGGCGCGACCCGACAAUCCCGGCGAAGCCUAGUCAACCGAGUGAGAGUCAGCUGAGGCGAAAGUGUUUUUCUCGCUCGGUGAGGAAGGUGAAGGAGAGUUUCGGCAGAUUCAACCGAUGUUGCGUGGCUUGGCUAGGGAUUGCCAAGGGCCGUGGAGAUCAUGUUAAUGCGAGGAAUGUCUGAGGAACAUAACCUGAGAACUCUCUCUUACACAGCCCAAACGAUUUGUCACCAAGGACAAUGCUGAAUCAUAUUUACCUUCUUGAUCGAGUAGCAUUGUGAUCUUCUCUGACAAAAUGCCGAUCUUGAAGCUCAUCAACAUGAGAACAACGUCACCGAGAAGACCCUCAAGUUGUUGCCCAAGGGCGGAAGCUAAGGCCCAACAAAGUUACGACAGGAGACCGGCGCAGUUCGGGAGAUGCAGGUCAAGCGGGUUCGCUAGGUCAAGCGAGACGAACCGUCGUCUUCGACCUUACUUGGCAGAGCCUCUCUGACUCUCAUUGAUCAAGACAGGCAGACAGGGUUGCAUCGUGUGUGCCAUUGAAACCAAGCCAUCAGAAUCGACAGGGCGUGCUUGACAACCAUUUAAGUGAUUGUAUGGUAUGUACGUGCUCUCAACCUUUGAGAGUCUUCAUUGACAGUUAUCGGUUGAUAUUGCGUUCACUGAUGCCAUGUCAGAGCAUCAACACUGUGAGGACUAUAGAGACAAGUUGACAGCUUAGAGCUUCAACUUCUUCUGAAGUUGAGAUUUGAUGAGCUCUCUCACCGUCAAAAGACAAGAUGAAAUUGACAAUUCGUCACGAAUUCCACAAAAGGUGGAUGGAUGAUCCGGGGUAGCAGGAAUCGUAAUUUUGCCUUGUGAAUCCACCAUCAGAACUAGCAAUUAUCGCCUACCAAAAGGGGACUUAAGAUCUGUGGCUCCGAUCAAAGUCAAACAGGCCGCAAGCCAUGGACCAACAGGAAAUGAACCAUGGACUGAGCAGAGUUUUCACCACACAUGGAUUCGUUUCUGGAAAAUGACAUGGAACCCAAAGGUUUCUUUCCAUCAUGUGAGGCUCCACCACUAAACCACCUCAUACAACAAGGCCUGGGGGCUACGUAUGCACGUCCGUUCCUAAAAGACAACGGACUGGGAUGGUUAUCCAUGGUUGCGACUCAUGGCACAUGUGUAAACGCCGAUGGGAUGCAUCGUAGCAAGCAUUUGAGCAUGAACAGGAUUGUUGGUCGCUGAUGGCCGGUGACACAUGGUCAGAUCUUGCUCGUGAUGAUAUGGCCUCAGCAUGUCAACCCUGUGGAGAGGCCAGAACCUUCGACACAAGGUUCCAUCGAGGCGUUGGGACGUAUUGGGUUUGAUGAAACGGUAUUCUCAAAGUCUGUUUUAACACAAUGGCAUACAUAAUAAAACUCAUCAGUUCUGAAGAAGCGUUUCCGUUCCUGGCUGGCAAACUUUGUGCUAAGGUUUUAUGCCAGGAUGUUGGGAUAUGCCGUCAUACCAUGCGCUAACGUAGUUUGCCAGUUGUCUUUGGAAAUGAUGAGCAACUGCAUAUCAGAUUGAUAUGCAACAGACAACUUGUUUCGCUUAUCUCACAAGGUUUGAAGGACUUUGUUGCACGCUGUAAGAAUCUCCCAGUGCCAGUACACAGUAUCAGGCGUGGAGCAACUUUUAGAUAUCGUGGUAUUCCUUUUGACCGUUGCUCAGGCUAAAAUAGACCAAAAAGGCCUGCACUGAGUUGACUUCAUCGUCUCUCAACUUUGUCUCUCAGAAUAGAGUGCUACGUCAAUCACUUGCUACACUGCUAUUCAAACAGUAUAAAUAAGAGCCAGAUGCGUAAAUCCUUUUUGGAGCUUCGUGUAGUUGGAACACAUGAUGCGGCAGGGAUAGGCUGUGGAUAAUUUACUCGGUUCGGAGGAUUCGGAGGACCUCUAGAAGCCAGGAUCAAGAUGUCUCGAGGAAAGACGCUAAGCAAAAUACGUAGACUAUUGGACAUUCAUGCCGCUGACAGCUCCACCUGGUGCUUUAGCAGUCUGAGUGACCUGGCGGCGUACCUAGGUAGGCCAGAUGUGAUUGUGUAGGGGCCGAUUAUCGGUCUUACGGGGGCCGAACUCAAGUUUGUAUGAAUGCAGCGGCGCCGCAACUGUUCAACAUUGAACCAGAUGACCACAAGAGCUGAAGGCUUCAAUGCAGCCUCUAUCAAUCAGAUGCGAAUGAUAGCCAGAAAGGUUGGGGUGCACAGCGGGGGUUGAAGAUAAACAGAUCCCUGCUGAGAGAUAGCGCCAGAAUGAUGGGUCAUAGUCGUUCCCUGAGUUUUCUAGAACUGCCAGGGUCACAGCCAAAACAAACGGUGUAAUUAAGCAUGACAGGAUGAUCGACCGCACAGAGCGAAAUGACGGACCAGAUGCUGGCAUGACGGGACCUCACUGUGAGCUCUAGCUCAGGUUCUUCAAAUUCCAUCGACAAGGGCAUCUGUAAGAGAUUGCAACAAAUGCUGAAAAUUUCAACAACCAUCACGGGAUAACAGAUCAAUGAUUGGGUCAAUGAAAUGGGUGCCAGAUUCGGGGCUGUCUGUCAAAAAAGACGAGAAACGCAUUCUGGCACAUGCCCUCCGCCACCAAGGCGCACCGCGAACCGUUGAACACCACUAAGGAAAACCGAAAGCCGCCCUUGCUGCUCUCUUGACAACCGCCCAGUGACUGAAGCGUUUCCGGUGAGAGGGCUGGAGCGAAAGCGGGGGCUCCGAUGUUACAGCUGCCGAUCAGUUCAGCCAGAGAGAGUGACCCGGCGGCCGAGCGAACAUUCAGCCGGCGGCCACACGACACAUGAGCGAAAAACGAACAAAGCUUUGUUGAUGAUGAUAGUCGAGGGGGCUGAUGGUUUUGUAUAUCUGCAAAUCUCGAGCAUCGAAAAGACCAUUUGUAUGCUUAUCAGGGAGCGUAUCUCUGGCAUCCCACUGUCUCACACCAGGCCCAGGUUGGUCUUUUCCUUCCUGGGUUCAGCUCGACCGUAAAGAGGAUGGGCUGGGAGAGUUAGUUCCAAGGUUGAGUGGGAUGUGAAAGUGCCAGGGCAUGCAUGGCUGCAGCGUCUUGUCGGAGUGCGAGUGGGCUGGUCUGGUCUGGUCUGCUACGGUAGACUCUCACUCGCCCCUUGCGAGUGACGCUGCGUGUGCUGUUGGCGAUUGAUUGAACGCUUCACGAUUUAUCCCUCAUGUGAAAUGUUUAAAAAGAGAUCACGGUGGGACCGUGCACUCCCCAUGCUUUGACGAUGGAUGUCCAUGUCGAAACCAAUGGAUGGAUGGAUUGAAGGGGCCAUGCUGAAGAAUUUAAGGUGAAGAUUGAGAUGGACUGGUUUUUUUAGUGGAUGCCUCCUUGCUCCACUUAUGGGCCUUGGAAGCCCACUCUCAUGCCUCGAAUACGAGUCUUUGAUUGGCCCAAGGGCUAAGGCCCUCGAGUCGACAGAGAAAAGAAGGAGUUUCCUAGGCUGCCCCCUCCUCUUAAUUUACAUUACAUAAAACCGUAUUCCCUUGCGGCCUGAGUGAUCCCCUUCUCUGUUAUCGCAACUGUCCCCCCCAAGAACUCGACGCGAAUUACAGCCCGUCUUUUAUCUCUUGGUAGAAUUUCUUACGUUUUUCAAAGACCCUUACCUGCGACUUACAACUGAUAGGCGCUUGUUAGACGCAGCGCGUAUCAUUGUCACUCAGCCAGUACUAUCUUUGAUAGCCAAGCGUUUUUGAUUUUGUCUGCGUUUCUGCGUCUGAUAAGGGCCCUUUUCACACUCCAGUACGCUGUUGACCCCCGUACGACCCCCAAUCCGGGCUGCAUUUCCUAUCUCUUGCGCCCGCUCCCCCUACGCCCGCAACCGCAAAGCAAAAACCCAACGGGCGCACACUUGCCUGUCUCGAUUCUUUGCGCCCGUCGUCGUCUUGACGUUCCACCUCGUCACGUAACAGAAUUCCCGUUUUGCGUCUCUGGGGCGUUUGCCGCUGCGCGGCAAAUCGUCUAGUAGCCCGGUCUGGGUAAUGGCAGACAAGAUGUCAAUCGAUAAGGCGGAUCCUGCGCAACACCAAAACAACAACAAUCACCUCAACGGCCUAAACGGUCAUUCUCGGGAAGAGACCGACUCUCUCGUUGGCUCCAGCCCUGAGGGCGAUCAUCACCCUGCGAUAACCUCUGCUGCCAAUGCCACCCAAGAGCCUCAGCAGCCCAAGAGGAAGGGCGGCCGCAAACCUAUCUAUGCGACUUCCGAAGAGCGAAAGCAGAGGAACCGACAGGCUCAAGCUGCUUUUCGUGAACGCCGAACUGAAUACAUAAAGCAACUCGAAGAGACCAUCCGCGUCCAUGAGUCCAACCUCCACAACCUCCAGGCGGCUCACCGCACUGCCGCCGAUGAGUGUCUGAUGCUUCGAUACAAGAACUCGCUUCUCGAGCGUAUUCUUCUCGAAAAGGGAAUCGAUGUCCAGGCUGAGCUUCGCGCCAAGACGGGUAGUCCUAACUUGGGACCAACCCAUAUGCCUCAGAACCUCGUUCAGCCUCCUCCUAUCCAGCGUGCGAUAAUGAACCGACACCACCAGUCUCGACGAUCAAACUCGAACAUCGCCCCCAAGGCUGAGCCUGUGCCAGUACUGCCACCCCCGCUGCAACCUCAUUCGAAUGCUACCUCACCCAAAAAUCGACCUACACCAUCGUCUCAUUCCAACUCGCCGAGCAACACUGGCUCCGCCUUCUCUCCUGCCGCCUCGGAUAACAUGUCGAUGAGAGGUUCGAUGACUAGCAUGUCGCGCCAGCAGAUGCCCCAGCAGCAACAGCAACAGAUGCCUCAGAACACACAGGCCCCUCGAUCAUCGAUGAUGCAGAAUGGUGGACGGGGAGGUCAAACAGGAUCCGGAGCUUCUUACUACCCUACCCCUGCCUUCCAGAACCAUAUUGAACAACUUGAGCAAGAAUAUGAACAAGAUGGCAUGAUUGACGAGCCUGAAAUCGAAACACCAGCUGGUCAUGGAGGAUACCCCUCAGGCUACAAUGGAGAGAACCAGCAGCCUAUGAUGAUGUCGCCUGCCUCUAGCGGACCUGGACACCAGAUGACGCCAUCUCAUGAACCCGUCCAACAGCCACAAACCACGCACUCGCAAUACCCAUCAAUGACCCAGCUUUUAGACCAGAAUGGCCUGGAUUGGGACCCUUUUGGAUUGAGUGCUAGCAUGGCAUUUCCCAACGGGCAGCAGUUUCAGUUCGAACAAGCCAACAUGAGGUGAACUUGGAGCUCGAACAAACCUCUGGAAUUGGUCACCUAGAGGGUCCAUUCAUCGACAGAUGCCUGAAGAGCUGCUAUCACGGGAGACUCCAUACUUCCGUCAGCUCUCGCUCAAGUCUUGAAACCCAUGGUCGAGAGUCUGGGGGGUUGAGAAACCACUCCUUAACAUAAACCUUCGCGCACCAUUGGCAUGCUUCAUGAAGAUAAAAACACUUAACGGUCGCACUUGAUUGAAAGGCAAUUUCGACGCGAUUGACUUGUUGAUUCUUCUGCGGGAUGUGCGAUAGAUAUAUCCCACCGCAACAGACUUGAGCAACAGGCUCACCACAGCGAGGCCUAUAGUCAUACCCAUUCUCCAUGUAAUAUCGCGCUGGGGAUGAGUAGGGCUAUGGUAGCAUCCUGAUGGCAAGGCAUGUCGAAGGACUUGACGACUACAAGCAAAGACAGAACACUUUAGCAUAAAGAUUAUGCCGUGUUGAACAGCUCUAGCAGUACUAUAUACAAAAGCACCUAAUUAUCGCUUCUCACAACUUUUAACGACAAAUCAUUUCAAGAGCGAGAUAUACCUGUCGGCUUAAAACAAGUGAUGGGACAGUGGCGCAGAAAGGACACUGGAAAAAAGAAAACUAGUAUUAUAUUACGAUGUCGGGAUUUGGUUUGACUGAGGACUCAAUGUUUGAGGAUUUCUAAAAGUUAUAUGAUCAGACAAAGGAUCUGUUGAAAGCGGUGUUUAUUUUUGAGAUAUCAAAUCAUGCAAUAGUUGGUUAUAACGGGACAUGAGACUUGAACAUAGCAAUUGCGUAACGAAGCACGCAGUGAAUACCAUCUUUUGCAACAUGUAUCGCUCUCCAAUAACUCUUGAUCAUUGUCCCUCGUCGAUCUCACCGAGUGGGACAGCGGCUGAACCUCUAGUCACUAACAUUACCCCAGAAAUGCACGAUCAUAGACAAAGGGGAUUGGAGCCAACAAGGAACCAAGCAAGACUUGGACUGGGGAAGAUGCCACACGAUGUGGGACAAGGUGACAAGAGGACAAGGUUAAGCAAGUCAAGGUGAAUCUUGGCGUAGUGCCGAAUAGCCACGAGGCUUCUUAUGCGUUAUGUAAGUGUUAUUAAUGGCUUCGCUGCUUUAGUCCCUAGUUAGUUGACACUGGGGCGAGGCCUGUGAUCUGAAGUCGGAGGCGGGUCGGAACGGAUGCGGGAUAAUCAGUGGGACUUGUAACUUUAGAUGAUCGACGAUAGUGUGAGUUUGUUUGACGAGAGUGUGAGCAAAGGGGGAAGGCUGGGAAAUUGCGGAAGAAGACGGCGAUGUUCUGGAACCCCUAUUGUUAGUAUUGAAGCCAUCGUCUUUAAGGGCAGAGGUAAGUCAGACAGGACGAACUAAGGAAGAUUACAUGGGGAUAUUCUACUUUGAAUACUAAAUACCUGGCCUUUAGAUCAGUGCUGCCCGGUC